Messenger RNA from Gossypium raimondii (Peruvian cotton), 2294 nucleotides. RefSeq names its product serine/threonine-protein kinase PBL27. The record is from RefSeq and is a predicted model, not a curated record. NCBI's taxonomy places the organism in Eukaryota, Viridiplantae, Streptophyta, Magnoliopsida, Malvales, Malvaceae. Bases 346 to 1851 code for a protein of 501 amino acids. Gene Ontology annotation, biological process: protein phosphorylation. The transcript is spliced from 5 exons. Gene Ontology annotation, molecular function: protein kinase activity; ATP binding.
AAACCUUUUUCUUUCUCCUUCUCUUUAGUCUUUACCUUCUUACACAAAGUAAGUUUUUUUUUUCUUCGAUUUGUUGAUCCACCACUUUGGUUUCGAUUUUUGUCUUUAAUGGUCAUUUGAAAUCAUAUAGAGAGAGAGAAGCUAAAACAAAAGGAUUUGAAGUGGGGAAGAAGAAAGGAGUUGGUAAAGAUUGGAUUUUUAACUGAGAAAAUACACAAAAAGGAUGGGGUUUUUUUUUCCUUCUUUUUUGGGAAGUAAUUCUUGAACAAUUAUCUUUAAUUUUGGGCUUUAAAUUCUGGGUUUUAUUUGAAUUUUCUUGGGUAUUUCUUUUUUCUUUUUUGGAUUAUGGGUGGGUGUUUUCCUUGUUUUGGAUCAUCAAACAAGGAAGCUAAUAACAAUAACAAUAAUGGUGGAACCACAGUUAAAGAACUGAGCAAGAAGGACUCAACUAAAGAUAGCUCAGUUCCACAGUCUCAACAUGUUAAUAGAGAUAAAUCGAAGUCUCGAAAUGGUUCUGAUUCUAAGAGGGAGCUACCUGUAGUGCCUAAAGAUGGACCGACGGCGAAUAUUGCAGCACAAACAUUCACUUUCCGAGAGCUUGCCGCCGCUACAAAGAACUUUAGACCGGAAUGUCUAUUAGGAGAAGGUGGUUUUGGACGUGUUUAUAAAGGCCGCUUGGAGAGUACAGGACAGGUUGUUGCUGUCAAACAGCUUGAUAGAAACGGGCUACAGGGAAAUAGAGAAUUUCUAGUCGAAGUUCUUAUGCUUAGCCUCUUGCACCACCCAAACCUCGUCAACUUGAUUGGUUAUUGUGCUGACGGAGACCAACGCCUCCUUGUUUACGAGUUUAUGCCUUUGGGUUCAUUGGAGGAUCACUUACAUGAUCUUCCACCGGACAAGGAACCUUUGGACUGGAAUACAAGAAUGAAGAUUGCAGCCGGUGCAGCCAAGGGAUUGGAAUACUUGCACGAUAAAGCUAAUCCUCCUGUUAUAUAUAGGGACUUGAAAUCAUCCAACAUCCUUCUUCAUGAAGGAUUUCACCCUAAAUUAUCGGAUUUCGGGCUUGCGAAACUGGGACCCGUCGGUGACAAAACCCAUGUGUCUACACGUGUGAUGGGUACUUAUGGUUAUUGUGCGCCGGAAUACGCAAUGACCGGCCAACUUACCCUAAAGUCUGAUGUGUAUAGUUUCGGUGUGGUCUUUCUUGAGCUUAUCACGGGGCGCAAGGCCAUUGAUAAUACACGUGCUCAUGGAGAGCAUAAUCUCGUUGCAUGGGCACGGCCACUUUUCAAAGACCGCAGGAAGUUCCCAAAAAUGGCUGACCCGUUACUCCAUGGUCAUUAUCCAAUGCGAGGCUUGUACCAAGCUCUUGCAGUUGCUGCAAUGUGUUUACAAGAACAAGCUGCUACAAGACCUCUAAUAGGCGAUGUUGUGACAGCCCUUACGUACUUGGCAUCACAAACCUACGACCCAAAUGCUCCUGGCAAUCAAAGUAACAGAGUUGGUCCAUCGAUUCCAAGACCCAAGGAAGAUGGAUUGGACAGCCCGAAAGAGCACAGCCAUAGAAAUUCACCUGAUUACAGGAAGAGGAAUCACGCUAGGGAAUCAAGCCUUGGAGCAGAGUUAGGUAGGAACGAAACCAGUGGUGGAUCAGGAAGGAAAUGGGGUUUAGAUGAUUCAGAACGGCACGAGUCUCACAUAGACAGCCCUCUGAAUACUUCAAGACCAAGGGAACGUAAUCGUGACCUUGACAGGGAACGCGCCGUUGCAGAGGCUAAAGUAUGGGGCGAGAAUUUGAGGGAGAAAAAACGAGCAAACGCAAUGGGAAGCUUUGAUGGUACAAACGACUAGUGUUGCUGAAAUCCUUUCCAUUUUGCUCUUUCGAUGAAAAAACAUGUUGCAUCAUUUCAAGGAUCGUCAAACGUGGAAUCCUUACUUCAAGUCUCCAUUUCUACCUGUUAUCCAAACUUCAACUGUUGUUUGCUUUUGUCCUAUAAUCAUCCUUGUAGUUAAGGGAAGAAGCACCACAAAGAGAGGACCAAGAGCGGUUGAUCAAUUUCGGGGAUUAACAGGUAAUGUUGGUACUUGUAUGCAACAUGUUAAUCUAUGUUUCUAGGGCCUUUUUUUGUUUUAGAUUCAUGUUACAGAAGAUAUUGAGAUUCAUGUGGGUUUUGUGUGGGGUGUCUCUCUAUUGGUGUUUGCAUCUUUUGUAAUGGUACAGUUCUUUCUUAUGUAUGGAUUUGUGAGUUAGCUCUGUUUUCAGCUUAUACAAAGAGUUUUCAUCAUUAUGUUAA